This is a messenger RNA of Drosophila serrata, 1170 nucleotides long. Its product is annotated as odorant receptor 46a. Gene Ontology annotation, molecular function: odorant binding; olfactory receptor activity. The record is from RefSeq and is a predicted model, not a curated record. NCBI's taxonomy places the organism in Eukaryota, Metazoa, Arthropoda, Insecta, Diptera, Drosophilidae. Gene Ontology annotation, cellular component: plasma membrane. Gene Ontology annotation, biological process: sensory perception of smell; detection of chemical stimulus involved in sensory perception of smell.
AUGGAUCAGCAUCAGAAGAUAACGGAGCACUUCUACAAGUACCAGAUGUGGUACUUUGGGAUCCUGGGAGUUUGGAAACUUCCCAUUUGGGCCAGUGACCAGGAGCGUCGCCUCCAAGCCAUGCGAUUUGCCUUCCUCCUGAUUUGCCUCUGCAUUAUGCUGCUGCUGUUUGCCCUGGAGCUGUUGACCAAUAUUUCCGAUGUGCGGGAGAUCCUAAAGGUGUUCUUUAUGUUCGCCACCGAAAUGUCCUGCAUGACCAAACUGAUGCACCUGAAGAUGGAGUGCCAGAAACUGGCAGGUCUCGUUGAGAUGAUGAGGUCCCGGGAGUUUGCCACAAAAAACGAGGAGGAGAAGGAGCUUAUGGAAUCGGCCAGAGUGGUGGUAGUUCUCAUGAGGAACUUUUACGGCGUCAUGUCAUUUUUAACGGCUUCAUUGAUUCUCUUGGUUCCAUGCUUCACCGGCUAUGAGGAGCUCCCGCUGACUAUGUUUGAGGUGUGCAACAUCCAAGGAAGGAUCUGCUACGGACUGCAGUACCUCUUUCACUCGGUCUGCCUGAUGCCCACUUGUUUCCUGAACAUCACCUAUGAUACGGUGGCCUUUUCUUUGCUUCGAUUCCUAAAGCUGCAGCUUCAGAUGCUGGAGUUGCGGCUGGAAAAGUUGGGUUCAGCUUCCAACUCCGAGGAGAACGAGAGAAUCUCAAGGGAAUUGCGGGAGUGUGCCGAUUAUUACAAUAGCAUUGUGGAGUAUAAAAAUCUAGUGGAGCUCUUCAUCCAAGUGCCGGGCUCCGUGCAGCUCAUGUGCUCCGUUCUCGUCCUGGUUUCCAAUCUUUUUGGCCUCUCAACCAUGUCCGUGGCCAACGGUGACACCAUCCAAAUGGCCAAGAUCUGUAUUUACCAACUUGUGAUGGUCUGGCAGAUUUUCAUCAUUUGUUAUGCCUCCAACGAGGUGACCUUGCACAGUUCUAGGCUCUGCAACGCCGUCUACAGGUCUCAGUGGACGGGAUGGAACCGAGAGAACCGCCGGAUGAUCCUGCUCAUGAUGCAGCGCUUCAAUUUGCCUCUACAGUUGCGCACCUUUAAUCCCACCUUCACCUUCAGCCUUGAGGCCUUUGGCUCUAUUGUUAACUGCUCAUACAGCUAUUUCGCUCUACUAAAGCGAGUCAACAGUUAA